AUGGACCGGACCACCACUACCACAGGACCGCUAGAGCGCACCUCAUUGCCGGAAGAAACUCCGGACAUAUUUACCAUCGGUGGGGUAUUCCGCCUUAUGGCCAUCAUCGUAUGCUGCGGUUUACUCUUCUUCGCCGCGCUCUUCAUCUGCUGUUUAUAUGCCGAUCAUGUCAAGCGACUUCGGCAGAAGGUACCACAGCGGAGCGGCGCUGCCAAAGCAGAAGAAGAGGGCUAUGGUACUUUCCAGCAUACUACCUCGACACAAGUUGCGACCAACAAGGACAGUCCAGAUCAGCUCGAGCUUGGCAAUCCUCCACCUCCAUAUACUCCUGAUCCUCUCGGCCGAGCUGAAGCAGAUGUCUUUCAUCCCUCAAUUCGUGAGAGCCAGAGGUCCCAAGAUGAUGUUGAAGGUGUCAUAGAGCACUUCAUGUCGCCACCAAGCCCAGAAGAGUUGUUGCUGUGA
Molecule: messenger RNA, 462 nt
Organism: Recurvomyces mirabilis
Lineage: Eukaryota; Fungi; Ascomycota; Dothideomycetes; Mycosphaerellales; Teratosphaeriaceae
Exons: 2
Coding region: 1-462 (153 amino acids)
Source: RefSeq, a predicted model, not a curated record